GCUCGACAGGAGGCUCUCUCGUCUGCUGCUCCUCGUUCCCAACAGCGUAAUGGCCAGAACUGGGCCUGCAACCUGCAACCUGGACGCGGAGUGGACUCGGUACCUGGUUGGCCCCUGUGUGCUCUACAAGAACUGUCCGACUACUUUUGCGCACGAGCAUCGGCUCUUGGGCGUGAGCGAGAGCGAGAGCGAGGGAUGUGUUGAUGCGUUUCCCUGCAAGGCAUUGGAGCCUUAAACGAAGCUGCAGCGGUGCGGAUUGCUGUGGCCUCGAAUUUUUUUUUCCAGAUUUUCCGCAAUUUUUCGCCUGAGAUUGCCGCGUUCUUGAGGCCGUCCGGAAGAAGGAUUUCGGCCCAACCAGUGAGUUGAGUGAGUGAAGGAGUGGGGGGCGGGGAGAGGAUUUUCGCAGGGUUUGUGUUCAUUAGUGUUGCUUUCUUCGCUGUACACCUGUUGUACUCCCGCCUCGCCUCGCCUCUGCGUCCACAUUGCAUCGACUCUGUCUCUCUGUCUCUCGCUCCACCUCUCCAGCGCUCGCUCGGCCUCUCUCUCUCUCUCUCUCUCUCUCUCUCUCUCUCUCUCUCUCUCUCUCUCUCUCUCUCUCUCUCUGCCUGCCUGCAUUUCGGGUUUCUUUUUAAAUUGCCUCGGGGUUUUACUUUAUUAUUUUUUCUUCCCUUUUAUGUUUUGAGCUCCAGGUCGUCGUUGAGGCUCUGCUCUGCUUCGCGCUGCGUCUCUUCGGGGCAAUUGUUUCGAGCUUGAUUUCGGUUCGGCCCUUGCGUGGCUUGGGCAGCGCAGGGAUCACUCUGCGGUGAGCCAUAUUUUUGGCUACCAACCUUCAUUUCGUCGACGCAAUUUUACUAUUUAUCUGGAGGACCUUCAAGAAGUGGCAAGAUGGUGGGGGUAACGACGGGAAGCCGUUUUUUGGCGUCGGCGCCCAUGGACCUGGACCUCCUGUGCAAGGGUCAGCAGACAGCGUUUGACGUCUUUGUUUCGCACCUUGCAACGCUCAAAGACUCCACCGUGGAGAGCUCUCUGAUUAAGGCGGUUAUAUUCAUGCAAGAUUUCUUUCUCUUGCGGUUCAAGCACCGGAAGUUGCCCUCCUCUUCAAUUCCGCAGAAAAGCUGCGGCGUCGAAAGCGCGUCGAGAAUGAAAGGUGGAGACUUAGAACAGUGGGAGGGCGAGGCCUACACCGUCUACAUCAACCUGCUUCUGGAGCUCAUGAUCAAGGAAGGAGUGUCGUCCUCUGUGCACGUACAAGUCGUGAGGACCCUUAUGGAGUUUGUUCGGGUGGAAACCCCAGGGAGUUUCAACCAUGCCUUAUUCGGGAAGUUAAUAAAGGCUCUGGUAACUGCCAACCAUUCAAUUUCCAACAUCGUGGCUGUUCUGGAAUCAGAAUAUUUUCAGUAUGCAGAUGUGAGCUUGCAAAUGUUCGCCAGGAACCUGUACGAGAUUCUGUCACAUCUACCUACAGCCUUGAAGGGUGACUCAGGCAGUGAAGUGACACUGACAAGCAACACGCUUUCUGAAGCGGAAUCCAUCGCCAUUGAGAAAAGGAAAGAUGCCUCGAUUCAAAAGGAAGCUUUUAUGAAAAGUUGGAAGUCCUGUAUCAAGCUUUCUCAACCUCUCAGCAUUCAAAAGAAGAAUCAUGGAGAUAUGCUGUCACGCGUUCUGUCCAUCACAUCCAGAAGUUGCGCCAUUGCUGCCCCCGACUCCUUCCUGACUUCUCUGGCAGAUGAGGUCGAUGAGAGGUUGAUGCAACUGGCCGCCUGCAAAGACUCUACAACAGAUGAGCUCUUUCCUGUGAAAGGACUCAAGUGUGGAAGAACUAUUGAAGCCGCCGAUUUGAUGGUUUCUGCUGCUCGAGGUAAAGAGGAUGAUGAUGAUGACGACGACGAUGAUGAUGACGAUGAAGAUGAGGAUGAGGAUGAAGACGAUGAUGACGACGCCAAGGAUGUUGGGGGCGAAGACGAUGAUGUAGAAGGUGAGGAAGGGGAGGAGGAAGGUGAAGACGAAGAGGAGGACGACGAUGGUGAAGCAGACGACAAUGGCGAAGAUGAUGACGGAGAGGAGGAAGACGGCGAAGAUGAUGACGGCGAUGAAGACGCGGAGGGCGAAGAGGAGGAGGAAGAUGAUGAGGAUGGUGACCAUGACGAGGACGAUGAUGAUGAGGACGCCGAGGGAGAAUCGGAGGAGGACGUGGAGCCUCCCAAGAAGAAGAGAAAGUGAACGAGAUUUGGAUGAUGCAGUGUAUCUCGUAGUUUUCUUGGAAUGGAUGAGAAGUCUGGUUCGGUGCAAGAACGGAACGUUGCCGACGUGACGAGUUUAGCAAGAGGAACCGUCAACCCAGGUGUUAAGGAGUUUAGGAUCAGAGUGUGUGAUUGAUGAUGUGCACUUGAGUCUGGCGCUGCUCUUAUUUUUGGAUAAAAGCACCGACUUUGUUAUUUAUAGAAUCCACGUGGCUACUCCCGGGGCGGCUGCUAAUAAUACAUCACAUGUGCGCACAAUGUGAUCGGAGAGGUGAAUUAAAGGCAGCAGGAGGGAACACAAGAAAGGAGGAAGUUCGGCUGGAUACCAAGAUUGCCCGCCGAUGUCACAGGGUAAAGAUGAUCUUGGACGGUUAUGAGCAAUCAUCUUGACUAUCUGGGUAUUUACACUUGAGUUUCUGGGAGAAGUUCGCCAGAAGUAUAGUGUAGUAGUCUAUGUGCUUCGAGAAGCAUCUGUCCGUACCCAUUCUUGGUGGGGUCUUCCUUCAGCUUGGAGAUGGCAGGUGAUCUCGUCGUUCGCAUCCUGCUUUCCUAUGUAUUACCUAUGGCUAACGUAUGAGUUGCCAAAGCUAUGAUGCGAAGUCAUUAGAAGUAAUUGUCGGAGCAGGUCAAAUGUACGUGGAGCAUUUUAUGUCGAUGGACACAAUAUAUUGUUUCAUGAACUUCG
Messenger RNA from Marchantia polymorpha subsp. ruderalis, 2925 nucleotides. The record is from the annotation of a GenBank genome assembly. Lineage: Eukaryota; Viridiplantae; Streptophyta; Marchantiopsida; Marchantiales; Marchantiaceae.